AUGGCGCAGCUCUACACGAGUUGGUUCGAAAAGUGGCUAAAGACGUAUGUAGACGAUGAACCCUUUCAAGAUGUCAGCAACGUCGAGUCUCAGCUCUUUGGAGACUAUUCCUCGGCUAACUCACCAUCAGAGGUCGCUUUGGAGGUCUACAACGCGCUGCGAGGUACGGAUUUGUCACUGGAUCAACUCUGUAACUACAUUCAUCAAAUUGGUACCAUUAUAUCCCAAACUGAUUUAAGAGCCCUGGCGACUCAGCCACGGUCAAUGUAUAACCAAAUGUUCUCGGUGAUUUUCGACACAAAGGAUGGAGAAAACACACUGUUAGAAUGCCACAAGGAGGAUUCUUUUGCCCAUGUGUACCUAAUGGUCCGACUGCUUUACGAAAUUCUUUUAUUCACCAAGAGCACUGCUGUACGUUCGUUUGCGUACCACGAGAUUUUGAGGAACAGAGAGGUACUUUGCUGUCUCUUUGGGAUUGUCCACAAGCCUUGCACGGUUUCUGAAGGUACAAUGUCUAUCGACGUUGUUGAGGCAUCAAUUUUGGAUGCUCCCCCUCUCACAAAUGACCCAUUGCUAGACAAGAGUUUAAAAGAUUUAAAGCAUGGACAAGUAGAAUAUGACAAAAAUCCACUAAAUACAAUUGGAUUUCCGCCAUCAAACUACUUUGUUGGUAUCUUUGAUACGCUGUUUCUGCAAAUGUUACAGAGCAAAGAUCUAAAUUUGAGGAUGACUGGACUGUCACUCAUGGCUAUAUCACCAACAAUUGUUGCAAAUAACCCACAAAUAUUGAGUGAAAUGUUGAUUAAUAUGGUAGGGGACGAUGAUGAGCUCUCCUUUGCAUCCUCGGUUAGCAUGGCAGAGGUUUUGCCAUUACUGCCACAGGAGGUUGCCAUGGAUUUUUUGAGGCAAAGCUUUACCAAUGCCUUGCAAAACAAGGAGAAUUCAGAGAGAAUACAAGCCUUCAUCUCGUUAUCCCUGGGAUGCACAGGAUUGGACAAUGUCGCUACACUGGCUCACCGCAUGUUGUGGAUGCUUUGGGGAGCCAUCAAGGACCUAGAUUCGCCCAUUAUGCGGGAACAAGAGUGCUACCUAUUGGUAGCAUCAACACUUUUAUCUAGGGGAGACUUGGUGCCCAGGCAAAAACUUCGACUUGAAUCACUCUUGUAUGGAAAGGACCAAAAGGCUGACUCUGACAUGGUGGAAGAACUUGCCUAUUGUCUUAAUCUAAUGUACACAACUAGUGAAUCUACAAAGGAAAAUGUUCGAGAUAGCCUAAAACUUUACAAUGUACUCUUGGCCCAUUCAUCAGAAACACAAGGAAAAGGAUCGCUCUUGUACCAGCUGGUUGUGCAUCAGUUGGCAGUGUUUGAACAGUUUGGGGAUUUUUUCCUAUUUAAGCAUUCCAUAAAGACUUUGCCAUCCCUACUAGCGUAUGACAUUGAUAACAUUACAAUUUUAUCGUACAUUCAAAGCGCAUUUUCAAAGCUGGGAACAUCGCAUACAAGGUUUUUCUUGAAGAUUAUUGAGGCUUUACAGCCGUACCUGAACACUAGCCCUGAGUCAAAAGGGAAAGUGAUGGAUGAAGAUACGGAGUUCCGUGUGUAUUCCAUCCUAUCAAAUCUCUUGCGACAAUGUUACAUUUGCGAUCUUGAGGGUUUUAAACAAAACCUUGGGAAAAUAAACGAAGCUAUCACAUGCUCUGAUUUAAAGCUUCUUAUAAGGCCACUGGUGCAAAUUCAAAACAUUGAAAAGUCGCUAGUAUGCAAGAAGCAAAACUUUUUGGUUCAACUUUUUUAUGACAUUAUAACAAACGAAAGUCAGCUCCAUGAUAGCUUUAAAAGUGCUCCACUAUACAUUGACUUUGUCUCCAACAAGGUUUACAAGGGAAAAGGGACGUUUAAAAUUUCAGUGUAUAAACAAAAGACUGGAUGGGGAGUAGAAUACAAGAGGAUAUUAUCAUCGCAAGUUAUAAAAUUUGGGGAUACAACUAGCGGAAAAGAGGCUUAUAAAUUGAUACAAGUCUGUCUUAGGUUUGGGCUAUAUAAGGAAGCUAUCCAGUACAUUAAAGUAGCUUCUCUUUGGGUAGACUCAACUCUUUUAUGGUUUAAUGCCCUUCAUCAUCAUUCAAUGGCAGAGCUAGAACAGAGUCCGCUAUCCUCUAUAAAAUAUCGCAAGCAGUGCAUCGAAUCAUUGGAAUCGUUGCACACUAGGGAUAUUUUAGCCAUUCAACGCAAAAUGAAUUCUGAACUUUGGAACUAUGGUCUAAAUUAUCUUUUGCCGUAUCCGCUAUUGCACACUUGGUCGCUCGUUCAGCUGGUUCUUGAGACAGCGGUGGCUCACUUUGGGAACAUUUUGGCUGGGAAUGGGCCAAAGGUCGACCUGACCACAAUAUUCAUAUCGCUAAAGAUGCAGUACAAGGUGCUAGGGUGGCUUUUUAGGUCACGUUGUCAUGAAACACGAUCAAUUUUGGGUGUCUAUGAAGGACUUGCCAUUAUCCUUGCAAGCAUUGCCAAAGCAUCUGGUCUGAAUUCGGAUUCGCCAGAGCACCAUUCAGUUGAAGACGUAAAUGAAGCCUUUAAAAAUUACCUACACACAAUUUAUCCGGAUGCGCAAGUUCCCUUUACACUGGACAUCAUCUCCAUGUUAUCGAAACGACUGCAUGCACACUUGUCAUGUACCAGAUUCCUUUGCCACAAAAUUCCAUUUCAAGGAAACGCCAAAGACGAUGCUCCUGCUAUACUCGACACUAUGGACAGAUUUGAUGUACCACUGGAAACUAUUUGGCAAGAGCUGGUGAUAAACUAUAGGUGCAAAUUUGGCCAAGAUGAAAUUGGAUAUCAUCUACGGGAUAUUCCAAGUCUAGGAGAUUUAUACAACAUUUUAACAACAGUAAAGGGAAAAGCUACAAGAACGAAAAAAUUUUUGGAGGCAAUAAAGGCACAAAUUCCAACCCCAAUUGGAAUUGCAAAGGCAUACCCACUCCCAUUUGCGGCCAUUGUCGCCACAUUCUUUUCGAAAAAAAGAAAAAGCUACCAAGUCCAAACUAUUAAAUUUGAAGGCUCGAUACGGAAUUGCAAAACUGACCAAUCAUUCUCACAUGUACGUAUAAAAAUGGAUGCUGUAAUUGAUGGCAAGGUGCAAACAAUUCUCGAGGAAACUUUUAGAUUGUUGGAUAACGUGCUAAAUCACACAAGUCUGGUAAAGAUGCCAAAGGAUGUCAAGAGCGUAAAACUAGUAGCACUACCACUAGGCAAGGGGUAUACACCCGCAGGGGUACCGUGUGAUGUUUACAUUGCCCACAAAGUACUCGUAUAA
Messenger RNA from Theileria equi strain WA, 3315 nucleotides. RefSeq lists its product as hypothetical. The record is from RefSeq and is a predicted model, not a curated record. Bases 1 to 3315 code for a protein of 1104 amino acids. The transcript has a single exon. Lineage: Eukaryota; Apicomplexa; Aconoidasida; Piroplasmida; Theileriidae.